Molecule: messenger RNA, 1137 nt
Organism: Saccoglossus kowalevskii
Lineage: Eukaryota; Metazoa; Hemichordata; Enteropneusta; Harrimaniidae
Source: RefSeq, a predicted model, not a curated record
AUGGUGUUAUUGGAUGGAGGUAGCCUGCCUGUAGGCGAAGAAGAGCUUGAUGCAAUGUUCACCAUCUUGGAUCCUACUUUUAUUGGUUAUCUCACUGUACAACAACUGCAGGAUUUCCACUAUGCACUUUAUAGCUCCACCAUUGAUAAUGACCAAGUAGUGGCAGCAGUGGAUCAAGUAUGUGGGAAGAGCUCCAAGGGGAGGUGUGAUAAGCAGCACUUCCUUGCGACCCUCUUGGAGCUGAACAGACGUAUGAAUCUAGAGCAGAAACUAUGGUGGGACUUCAAGGUUUUAGAUAAAUCUGGUACCUGUACUAUUUCGACCAAGGAUGCCCUUUUUCUUCUCAAAGCAACCCAUGGGGAGAAAUUCUCCAUGCAUAUGUGGAAUGCGUUUAUGAAGUCACGAGACUUUUCAAAUGAUGUGGUGUCCUUCCAUGAAAUCCUUAUGUGGCUGUGUAGUAUUCCAGAUGGUCCCCCUGCAGAUGACGAAGAGCUCAAGGAACAAGCCGAGAAUCUGGACACUGAGAAAUUACGAGAAGAAUAUAAAGAACACAAGAAAUUAAAAUUAAUGCAGGAGGAUGACCAGAUGCUUUUAACUGACUACAGAGAGAAGGAAGAUUAUCGUGAUCAAUUUACAAAAGGAUCUAAGAGAAAAUACAACAGAUGGGAUAAAGGUGGCGUUGAGGCAUUAAUAUUUGAUGAUGGUACAGACUAUGAGGAAAAUACCAUCAAGGCACGAGACAGGGUUAGAGUCAAUGACAUUCUUGAUUCGUUGGAGUAUAAGUAUGAAAUGUUGAGACAGAAGCUCUUCCGGGAAUGUAUACAAAGUCAUGUUGGAGAAACUUUUUGGUCCACGAUGUCUGAAAGUGAGCAGCAGGAGAUGGUGAUGCUGUUGGACAUCAAAGAGAAGAAGUUUCGUAAAGAAUAUCAGAUGGAUAAACUGGGUGCAUUGGCGGAGACAGCGCAGACUUACCCGCACAGAUUAGUUGCUCUAAUUGGCGAUCUCAUACAGAUUCAUGAGUCUCGAAAGGUUGAUGAUGAGAAUCAUCGAACUCAGUUGAUUUCUGAUGGAUGCACUGAAGACGAGGUCAAUGAACGGCUACUUAAAAGCCACCAGGAACUCAUUGAAGGUAGUUGA